This is a messenger RNA of Peromyscus leucopus (white-footed mouse), 2364 nucleotides long. RefSeq names its product leukocyte immunoglobulin-like receptor subfamily A member 6. The transcript has 9 exons. The record is from RefSeq and is a predicted model, not a curated record. Gene Ontology annotation, biological process: cytokine-mediated signaling pathway. Gene Ontology annotation, molecular function: inhibitory MHC class I receptor activity. Lineage: Eukaryota; Metazoa; Chordata; Mammalia; Rodentia; Cricetidae.
UUCCUCUUCUUCCAGGGUGCUAGUAUUACAUCCUCAUGACAGGAAGGAGAAGACACUCUGCAUAGAACAUCAAUUUGGUUUCUUUCCUUUUGGCAAAGAGACCAGCUAUCUGCAAACUUGUGACAAUUGGAAGAUGCCAUGACCAUCUUUCUCACAGUCCUGCUGUAUGUUGGGCUGUGUCUGGUCCUCAGGAUCCCUGCACUGGCAGGGGUCUUCUCUAAAGCUACACUUAGAGCAGUUCCAAGAAAUGUGAUCGCCACUAAAAACCAGGUGACAUUCGUCUGUCAAGGGCCCUUAGAGGCCAAGGAAUAUCGUCUCUGCAAAGAAGGAAGUCCAGAUUGCUUGCCACCAACAACCCUUAUAAUAGAAACUGAGAAUGUGGCCGAAUUCCUUAUCUCGUCAGUUGAGUGGAACAAUGCAGACCUAUAUUGGUGUGAAUAUAAAAGGCCCAAUGGCAAAACAGAACACAGUGACUACAUGGAGCUGGUGGUGACAGGAGUUCACCAGAGCAGAGUGACACUGUCAGCCCUUCCCAGCCCAGUGGUGACUGCAGGAGGAAAUGUGACCCUUCAAUGUGUGUCACAACAUCCAUAUGACAGGUUCAUUCUGAUGAAGGAGGAUGAGAAGUUCUCCCCGGCUUUGUCCUCACAGAAUAUAUACCCUGAGCUAUUUGGAGCCCUGUUCACACUGGGUCCUGUGACCCCCAACCAGAGGUGGAGGUUCACAUGCUAUGGGUAUUACUCCAGCAACUCCCUGCUGUGGUCGGUUCCCAGUCCCGAAUUAGAGCUUCUGGUGUCAGGGACCCUUCACAAACCCCGCAUAUGGGCUCAUCCUGGCUCUGUGAUCCCCUCAGGGAGUCCUGUUACCAUCUGGUGUCAGGCGACCCGAGAAACCCUAAUCCAUGUGAUAUACAAAGAGGGAAGCCCAGUACCCUGGGACCAACAGACUCAUACAGACAACACUGAGGCAAAACUCACCAUUCCAUCUGUGACACAAGUGCAGGCAGGCCGGUAUCACUGUUACACUCACACCUCUGUGGGAUGGUCACAGCGCAGUGACCCCUUAGAGCUGGUGGUGACAGGAGUCUACAACAAGCCCACCCUGUCAGCCAUGCACAAUCCUGUUGUAAACGUAAGAGAGUCUGUGACCCUCUCUUGUAUCUCAAGUCAGAGAUAUGAUUGGUUCAUUUUAACUAAGAAUGGUCAGAAGUUUUCCAUCCCUCAGAGCUCAAGACACACACACACUGGGAUGUUCCUGGCUGAGUUUCCAGUGGGUCCAGUGACCUCCAGCCAGAGGUGGAGGUUCAGAUGCUAUGGCUAUUACACAAAUAACUCUCAGGUGUGGUCAGAAGGGAGCAAGGUCCUGGAGCUGCUGGUCUCAGGAAACCUCAAGAAACCCACCCUGUGGGCUGAGCCAGGUUCUGUCAUCAGCACAGGGAAUGCUGUGACCAUCUGGUGUGAGGGGACCAAGGAAACCCAAAUAUAUUUCCUGUAUAAAGAAGGAAGUCCAGCACCCUGGUUCCAUCAAACGCCAAAAGAUCCUGGUAAAAAGGUCAUGUUCUCCAUAUCGUCCAUGGAAAAGCAUCAUGCAGGGCAAUAUUGCUGUUACUCUUACGAAUCUACAGGGUGGACCGAGCGCAGUGACUCCCUGGAGCUGGUGGUGACAGGUGUUUACCAAGGCAAACCUACUCUGUCAGCUUUGCCCAGCCCUGUGGUGACCUCAGGUGGGAAUGUGACCCUUCAGUGUGUCUCAUCCAAAGAAUAUGAUGGGUUCAUUUUGACUGGUGCAGAUCUGAAGUUCUCCAGGUCCCAAAAGGCACAGUUAUUACACACUGGACAGUCCCAGGCUCUGUUUCUUCUGAUCCUUGUGACAUCCAGCACACAUGGGCCCUUUCGAUGUUAUGGAAACUAUACAAAUACCUCACAUGUGUGGUCUGAGGCCAGUGACCCUCUGGAGAUACACGUCUCAGGGCUGUCAAGGAAGCCCACUUUGUUGACCCCAAAAGUCCCUGUCCUGGCCCCUGGAUAGAACCUGACACUCAAGUGUUCCUCUGAGAUAAGUUAUGACAGAUUUGCUCUGUUCAGAGAGGGAGGAAGUGACCUCACUCAAGUUUAUGUUCAUCAGCCCCAGGCUGGACAUUUUUAAGCCACCUUCACCUUAGCCUCAGUGAAUUUCUCCAUUGGUGGUCAAUACAAAUGCCUUGGUGCACAGAGCUCCUCCUCUGAGUGGUCAGCCCCCAGUGACCCUCUAGAAAUCAUGAUCACAGGUGAGCAAUGUAGUGCAUUUAGUAUGGACCCACCUUGGCACAAAGUAAGUUGGGUGGAGAACUGGGAUUCAUCAUCAAGAUGAUAAUGAACAUGUCAG